UCUAAGUGUUUGCAUGUUAUUUACUCAAAUAACAAGAAUGAGGUCCAUCAUCGCAAUUAUUAUUGUGGCUUGGUUGUGUGUUGAUAUCCUCUUGAUCAAGGGAGACGUUGGGACAGCUACAUCUUAUGAUCCUCCAUACUUGCCAACCAAAUGCAGUGGAUAUGACCAAAAUCAAUUUCCUGAAGGUGGCCUCUUUGCUGCUGCAAGUAAUGGAAUAUGGGACAAUGGAGCAGCAUGUGGCCGGAGGUACCGCAUCAGGUGCAUCAGUGGACUGAAACGACCAUGCAAGGAUGGCUCAAUAGUAGUAGAGGUAGUGGACAUCUGUCGGAACAAUCCAUGCCCGGCGACACUAGUACUAUCAAACACGGCUUUCAAUUGCAUCUCAAAUAUCCCUAGUGCCAAAGUCAACGUAGAAUAUGCUCAAAUAUAAAAUUGUGGAAGCUCCUCCCAGACUUUGCAAAGGCAUGAUCAUCCUUGCUGAGUGUUUGUAUAAUGUGUACUAUUUUCUUUGGCACUGUAAUACAUCAUAGAAAGACUUACUAAUUUGAGAACCAAGAGUGUUUCUGUUCUCUUUUCCUGUGGCAUUCUGAUAAAAUGCCCUCAAAGCACAAUAAACUGUCCAAGCGCUGAUGUUAUUCAUUAGAUAA
This is a messenger RNA of Nelumbo nucifera (sacred lotus), 647 nucleotides long. Its product is annotated as EG45-like domain containing protein. NCBI's taxonomy places the organism in Eukaryota, Viridiplantae, Streptophyta, Magnoliopsida, Proteales, Nelumbonaceae. The record is from RefSeq and is a predicted model, not a curated record.